AGUCGGCAGUGGAGGAUGCGGCGGGGUCUCGGGGAGUCACAGCAGGGGCCUUGGACCCGAGUGCUUCUGCCGGGCGCCCGAGCCGACAAACACGCACUCACAGCCCGACCCCUCUUUGUUCCCGGCUCGACUUUCUCAGCCUGGCGCUCUCGCUCGCCGCGCUCCACGCCGCCGCCGGGCCGCUCUGUCAAGGCAAAGAGCUGCACCCUUCGGGUUCGCCUGGCCGAGGGGAGGGGGGGGUGCCCCGAGCCUGGCCGCGUUCGAGGCUCCGGGCGCGUCCCGGGCCCUCGGACCGAGAGUGCAGUGCUGAGCCCAGGUCCCUCCUCCGCACCCGGCCCCGCAGAGCCUGUAGGACGAGUCCUAGUUGUGUGUGUGCGUGUGUGUGUGUGUGUCGGCGCGUGUGUGUGUCUGCGCGCGCGCGAGCGAGUGCGCGCGCGCCUAAAGGAUCUAGAAAGUCGCUGAGAGGAGGAAGGACCCGGCGCUUCCUGUAACCCACGGAGAAGCACCCUUUGCCCGCGUGAAAUUGACAAGAAACUCUGCCAGAACGGUUUAACUUCAUCAUCUAAGUAUCUUUUCUCUUGUACCCCCUGCACCUUCCUCUGCCAGUCUCGCCCGCCCCCCCCCCUUCCCGCCUCCUUCUCCCUCCCUCCCCUUGGCAGGGCAAAGAAGAUGAAAGAGAAGCCGCCGCAGCUGUGAUCGACACCACAUUGAUAGAUGCUCUGACAGAGCGGAUGAGGCGGGAAUUGGGGACAGAGAGAAGGAAAAGGGGAAAAUAUAACAGAGAUUGCCCAACUAAGAAAACGGAAACAAGGACAAGGAAGAGAGUUGUGACUUUCCUAAACUAUAAUGUCAAAGGACAAGGGAGCACAUGUUAGCAAAAAUUAAAUCUCCGGUCUUAACCGAGAAAAAUAGGACAAAGAAGAAAAAACUGAAGACUGGAUGUUAAUUAUCGCCUUUUAAAACAAGAUCUCUUUCUGUGCAUCCUCACCGUGAGAUGUACAGAGAGAGUUGCGCUAGGUCUCUCUUGGAUUUCAGGAGAUACACGCUACAACGUAUGGGAACCUCGCAGAGCAUGGAAGAUCAACCCAAGGAGGGGGAAGGCAAAGGGACCCAGGAGAGGGAUGCCAGUAGAGAGAGGGAGGGAGGACUGGGCAGUCUCUGGCACCUCGGACUGCGCACUCAAAGGGACCCUUGAAGAUGCAAAUCCGAAAUCCAACCUCAAAAAUUCCCCAGGCACCACCAUCUCUUUGAUGCAUUUUGUACAAGGACAGGACUUUUAAGGAGAUGCUUUGUGAAAGUUACAGUAUAAGCGAAGCUGAAGUUUGAAAACACAUUACAUUUUGUUCCUUGGCUCUCAAACCCCCUCAGUUAAAAAUCCAGGCAAAAUUAUUAUACCUAAUACACUAGCCAUCUGUAAAACCUCAGAACAGUAAACAAGAGGCAGGAAGAAAUGUGUCUCCAUCUACCUUAAAUUGAAAAUAAGGAAAACUCUACAGAAUCAGACGUUAGCUCUAUUUUAUAGGAAUAGUCAUGCAAAGGUCCCUCUUUUCCUAAGGAGAAAAUUGCAUGCUGCUGGGCAUUAUAUAUAAGUAAAGACCUUAACAGUGCUCCAAAAGAGCACUUAAAACUUUGCCCCAGGAUGGGAAAUUUACUAAAAAGCAAUUUUAAAUACUAUCAAAGGGUUCUAUUGGUCAUAUACAGCAUGGUCAGUUGUCACACAUAUUCUAUUUGGGGGAUUGGGGCAAAAUUAGGGAGCUAGUGAUGGAAGGCAGGAAGAGUAAAACAUUAAACACACUCUAAAUAGCUGACAAUGCAAAGCCUUAAAGAAGAAAAGAAUAUUCUACUACAAUAUGUCUGUAAGACAAUAGUAAAAAAAGAUUGGAAAGAAACCAUUUUUUUUAAUUGAUGGCGGUAGUCAACUUCCCUUGAAGUCAUGCACCAAUGCGAGUGUAAAGUACCGGUGAUGUGAACAUGUAGCUAUGUCAGACAUUAAUACCCUCUGUUCUAAAAGAAAUAUGGGAAAGCAAAGUCAAAAGUCCUCCCAAUACAUGUGCCAAUUUGGCUGGUAGGAAAAGAGCUGGGAAAUGCAGUUUCACCAAAGUAGCCAGAGUGAGGGUUCCUUUUCAUCAAAAUAUUGAGAGGGCGUGGAAUUGGGGCGGGGGCACACAGAAUGGCCA
Messenger RNA from Nyctereutes procyonoides (raccoon dog), 2177 nucleotides. RefSeq lists its product as uncharacterized. Bases 16 to 462 code for a protein of 148 amino acids. Lineage: Eukaryota; Metazoa; Chordata; Mammalia; Carnivora; Canidae. The record is from RefSeq and is a predicted model, not a curated record. The transcript has 2 exons.